AUCCCAAUUGGAACCUAGACUUUUGCAAGAAGUUGGACGAUGACUUAGAACUCUUGAAUGGUAAAACCCAUUGAAACCAAUUUUGUACACUUCCGUAUUAGACACCCUACUAUUUAUCAUUUAUCAUAUUUCUUUGAAUGAGAAGUUAACCCAAACCCUUUUUUUAGCUGGUCCUUGUUCUCGCAAUCCCUGUAUUACCAAUGCGGUGUGCCACGAGAGUGUGGACGGCUCAACGUUUGACUGCACAUGCACGUCUGGCUGGACUGGCAGCAAUUGUGAUAUUGCUGACUGCACCCUAGAAACCUGCUACAAUGGUGGCACGUGCAACCAGCAGAGAGAUGGUAGCUAUGUGUGUCUGUGCAUGGACGGGUUCGAAGGCAGUCACUGCCAAACAGAUGUGGACGAGUGUCAAAGCAACCCUUGUAAGAACAAUGGGCUCUGUGUGGAGCAGGUGGGAACAUACCGAUGUCUGUGCAAGGGAUCCUACACAGGCACCAACUGUGAGAUCAGCAAUGAUAGUAAUGCCAGUUCUGGAAGUGGUCCGUUGGACGGCUCGGCUGUUAAGGUGGACGACUGGCUGAUUGCUGUCAUGGUCCUGGCUGCGGUCAUUCUCAUCAUCGUCGGCGUUCUGGUCAGUUGCAUGCUGUACAACCGCCGCAAGGCCGGUGCGCUGGGCAAGGCGGGCAAUGCGCCCUUCAAGGAGCGCGCCAACUGGCAGAUGCGGACAGGGCACGGCACUCGCCCGCCCACCGUGCUGCGUGCCUCGCCGGCGCUACCCGAGCCCGUCAGCGUCAGGCAGCCCGUAUACGCUGAGUACACACUGGAGGGGGAACUCUUUGAGUUGCAGAGCAGCACCAGCGGGAUAUCCAACAAUUACAGUUCAUGAUGAUUUUUAAUCCCAUGAAAUGUCACCCUCCCAGAUCUCUCAAAAUCCACCUGCCAGUUUUGAAGGAUUUUGAAAGAACUAAAGGUUUUAUGCAAUGCAAUUCUUUUGCUGCAACCCUGUGAAAAUAUACUGCUGUAUUUCAGUUAAUCUUAUUUUUCCAUUGUUGUUAUAUAUUUGAAAAGUGCCUUUUUGGUUUUUAUGCAGAUGCAAAUUUCCGUAUUCAUGAGCAAAUCUGUGAUGCCAUUCCAGGAAAAAACCUAAAUGUUACAUUGAUCUGUGCUCAAACAACUGCUAAAUUUUGGAUAUUUUUGCCAUCCUAGCUUUCCUUUUCUCUACUGGUUUUAUUUUGUAAGUACAUGGCAAGAAAUCAAUGAAAAGUCUUUUCUCAGAAAUGUCUUCAAUAUACAAAUGUUUUCGUUCACAAUUCGGGUCAAAAGAAGUACCAGAAAAACUGAGCAGUGUCUUCCCUGAAUGACAUCGCAGCCGCAGGUGGUAUCGGUUGUCUGAAAAAAGCAUGCACAAGUUUUAAUGCUUGAAAAAAAGCAGUGUUUAUGAAACUCCCAACCCCCACAAGAUGUCAUGUCAUUUUAGACAUUGAAAAAGAGUAUGACAUUGCACAGAUAUUGUCUCAGAAAAAUUCAUCGUCCACUCUUUUCCUGCCAUUGGAAGAUUGAAAACUGUUGCAGUUAAGAAAGGGAGCACCUAUUUUAAUACAUGGCCUACAGCAUCCCUUGAAAAUGAAAGCACCAACAUGUACUUUGUUUCCAGCACAGUGAUUGAUUAUGGAAGAUAUUUUAGAAAUCUAUAACCAAAAUGCUUGGGGGCAUAAAUAGAUUAACCCAGUACAUAAAACCAACUAGACUUUUGAAUGCAUGCCAAGAGAUUGAGCCAUUCGUUAAACUUGCAUUCUCACAGAUUUGUCAUAUGUGAGGUCAUGUUAGGGGCACUUUUCACGAAGUUGGCUAGCAAGAAACUUGCUUUGCACAAAAACCAAUUCCUCAGCAAAAUCAGGUUACCGGCUAAGCUGUCAUUGAGUACAUGACUUUUGUAAUUGGUCCCCUGCUGCUUGUUGCUUAGCAUGUAACGUUGUAACAGUUAUUCUGGGAACUGUCGUUUCAAAUUGGGUAGGGUGAAAGCUUUUAUUAGUUAUUUGCCUACCAAGUUGAAAGGUGACUGUUACAUGUACAUACUUGGUCCAUAAUUUACUUGGAUUUUGCAUUUUGCUGAAAAUUUAAACUUGCUGUUCACUCAACACUUUAUGAAUGAAACUCAUAUUAUUGAAAAUUGCACUUGCUAUGUGUACAUAUAGAGAUGGGACCACAAUAUCUAAAGGUUUUAUGCUUCACCAUAUUUUGUAAUUUGAAAUCUAAUUUGUAAAUAGUGGUACAUCUUCCGUCCAAGGUUUGUGCUGUUGUGACUAACUUAAUUUUUAAAAAUGCUUGAACAGAAUUUUAAGAAAUGAUUAAAAAAUCAUUAACCUUGUAAUAAUUGGUAAUUGAAUUGGCUUAACGGAAUUUGUAAUAGUUUAAAUUUAUCAAAUGCAAUCAAAGCAUAUUGGAUCAGAAUCAAGUCAAAAGAGUACUUAAUAUGUUACAGAUCUGUAUGCAAAACUCCAUGCCCUCAAUUAACGUCCUCAAUCAAGGUCCUCACAAGGUAAGCAAACAAAAGGAAAAACAUAAGAAAAUGUUCCUUUCAACAAGUGGUAACAGUUUAAUUCUUAAAUAAAGCCACACAUUUUUAUACAAUGCUGAUAUUGUGCUGUUUUACAAAGGUACACUUUUCAUGGAUAUUUGAAACAAAUAGCCCGUUAACUGUCAACUCCAAUUAAUUUAAUGCUAUGAGUUGUUUUUACUUUCCCCUCCAUCCUACAGGUUAGGGUACCAAUCUGUACAUUUGCCAGAGCAAAUGGAUGGAUUGGUUUUCUUUGUUUAAAAAAAAAAUUUAAAAAUUAAGCAAUCGCUGAAUCUGUCUGGGCUCUAAUAAGUCUAAUGUUCCCAAAGAUACAUUUGAAUACAAAGUGUUAUGGAAUGACUUUCCACUUAAAAACUGUUGACUUUGAAUACAUAUGAUAAGGGCUAACAAGUCUCGAAAUAUUUGACGAGGCAAUGUCAUCGACGGAUUGACUUCCUGACUAGAAAUGCCACCAAAAAACAAACAAGCAAACAAAAA
This is a messenger RNA of Acanthaster planci (crown-of-thorns starfish), 3055 nucleotides long. RefSeq lists its product as uncharacterized. Gene Ontology annotation, molecular function: calcium ion binding. The record is from RefSeq and is a predicted model, not a curated record. NCBI's taxonomy places the organism in Eukaryota, Metazoa, Echinodermata, Asteroidea, Valvatida, Acanthasteridae. Gene Ontology annotation, cellular component: membrane.